Trachymyrmex cornetzi is the source of this 717-nucleotide messenger RNA. RefSeq lists its product as uncharacterized. The coding region runs from base 1 to 717 and encodes 238 amino acids. The transcript has a single exon. The record is from RefSeq and is a predicted model, not a curated record. Lineage: Eukaryota; Metazoa; Arthropoda; Insecta; Hymenoptera; Formicidae.
AUGGUGGGCCCUAAGAUCCAACAAGAGCUCAUGGAAAUUUUGAUUCGGUUCCGACAGCAUAAUUAUGUCUUGAUCGCAGACAUUUCUAAAAUGUUCCGUCAGAUCAAAAUAAACAAAAGGGAUAGAGCCCUACAGAGAAUCCUCUGGCGAGAUGAUCCCAGAGAUACCAUUCUUAAGUUUGAGUUAACAACGGUAACUUAUGGUACGGCCUCUGCACCGUAUCUUGCUCAAAGGUGUCUUAAACAACUAGCACUCGAUAACUCUCAAACGUAUCCAGGAGCAGCAGCGACUAUUCAGAAUGAUUUCUACAUGGACGACUUGAUUACAGGGAGUGAUUCUGUAUCACAUCUACAGCAGCUAAAACAAGAAGUAGUGAAGAUUUUGGCCACAGUUGAACUGGAGCUCCGGAAGUGGAACUCUAACGUGUUGGAAUUAUUAUCAAACUCCGAAAACGAAAGGCCUCUUGCAUCCAAGGAGGAAGUGAAGACGUUGGGAAUUCAUUGGAACGCGCAGGAAGAUAUGUUCAAAUUUAAGGUGACAAUACCUAGAGAAGCUUGUAAGUCUAAACGGGGUAUCCUUUCCGUCAUUGCUCAAAUUUACGAUCCAUUGGGUCUCAUAGGGCCAGUCAUGGUAAAGGCCAAACUGUUCAUAAGAAGCCUGUGGAAAUUAAGCGUGAAUUGGGAUGACAAAUUACCAAGUGAAUUUAUGUUCGAGUAG